AUGGCUACUACAAAUUACUUAUCCACGAUUUGUAUGAUGAUGGUCAUCUUCUUUGCUUCCUAUGUCUCGACAGAUCCUGAUAUGCUUCAAGAUGUCUGUGCUGCAGAUUUUACCAAUGACGACAUAAUAAAACUGAAUGGAUUCCUAUGCAAAAAACAUGCAUCAUCUGAUGAUUUCUUCUUCUCUGGGUUAUCGUAUCCAAGAUCAACCGACAACGCAUUUGGAGCAACUCCGACUCUAAUCACUGUCCUAAACAUCACCGGCCUGAACACCUUGGGGAUGGCGGUAUCACGUAUUGACUUUGCUCCGGGAGGCCUGAAUCCACCACACCUCCACCCACGAGCCAGUGAGAUAUUUUUUGUAUUAGAAGGUGAAUUGGAAGUCGCAUUCAUAACAACAGAAAACAAACUUUACUAUAAGCCAGUUAAGGGUGGUGAACUAUUCGUACUCCCUAAAGGGUUGAUUCAUUUCCAGAUAAACAGAGGGAAUGAAAGUGCUGUAGCCAUAGCUGCCUUCAACAGCCAGUUUCCAGGUAUCCAAAGGGUGCCAAAUGCUUUGUUUGGAUCGUAUCCCGAUGUGCCUAAUGAUGUGUUGGCUAAAACAUUCGGGAUUGGAAUCAAUCAAGUGAAGAAAAUUAAGUCAUGGCUUGAUUCCUAA
Lactuca saligna is the source of this 657-nucleotide messenger RNA. The record is from the annotation of a GenBank genome assembly. Lineage: Eukaryota; Viridiplantae; Streptophyta; Magnoliopsida; Asterales; Asteraceae.